AUGCAAGAUAUGCACGUCUUGUAUGCCCAUGAGUGCACCCGAACUUUCCGCAUAGAAAACCUCACCCCAGACGAUGUCUGGGAAGAGGCGCAAAACAAUUCUGAGUAUCGAGUGCGAGUCUACGACUCGGAGCGCGCUUCGGUCCGAGACCGUCCGCUCAAAGAGCUGGUUGCGAACCGUGUUCUGUACAGAAAUCGAGGGUGGUGCAAGGCGGAGGUUGAGUGGUCCUCCGCCCGGAGCCAUUCCGAACAGAACCGCUGGAUCGAUGCUCCCGAGCAAGAGCCGACAGAGCUGCUGGGCAAAGUGCCCAUGGUUCCGGAGAUUUUUGCAGAAGAAAUGAACUCGGCAGCCUUCACCCAUCGGUCUGAUGCCGAAGAGGUGAAGAAGCUGCAGUUUAAGGUUUUCAUCCAGAAAGUCUCCGAGUGCGAAGAGGCGCUCUUCGAACGUCUGCCCAGAGGGCAGCUGGGGCAGCUGGCAAAGGCCCUGCCUUACUUCAAGAAGCUGAGGGUGCUGAGGCUCCUGGACUUUAAGGUGGGCCGAGCAGAGGCAGGGGAGUUCGCGCAGGCGCUAGCACGGAACGAAGCGAUUCGCGAGCUCGAGAUACGUGGCCUGAGGGGGUUUGGCGCUGAGCCCGAGAUGCUUGGCCAUGGGCAUGAAUAUGACUAUGGUUUCCUAUGGGAGGCAAUCGCCGAAGCUUUGAAGACGAACUCCACCCUCACCAGCAUCAACCUCGAAGGCAACCGCAUCGACGAGGAUGGUGGGAAGGCGAUUGGAGAAGCGCUGAAGAGCAACUCCACACUCGCCAGCAUCAACCUCGGAUUCUGCAACAUCGGCGAGGGUGCGCAGGCGAUCUGCGAAGCGUUGAAGACCAACUCAACGCUCACCAGCAUAAACCUCGAACGGAACCACAUCGGCAAUGAGGGUGGCAAGGCGAUCGGCAAAGCUUUGAAGACGAACUCAACCCUCACCAGCAUCAACCUCGAAAGCAACUUCAUCGGCGGUGAGGGUGGGAAGGCGAUCGCCGAAGCAUUGAGGAGCAACUCCACACUCACCAGGAUUGAGCUCGCUUACAACCGCAUCGGCAAUAAGGGUGGGAAGGCCUGGUUGGCUUCAGAGCGGUGA
Symbiodinium necroappetens is the source of this 1122-nucleotide messenger RNA. The record is from the annotation of a GenBank genome assembly. Lineage: Eukaryota; Dinophyceae; Suessiales; Symbiodiniaceae.